This is a messenger RNA of Aspergillus candidus, 2455 nucleotides long. RefSeq names its product protein serine/threonine kinase activating protein nimO. The coding region runs from base 299 to 2236 and encodes 645 amino acids. Lineage: Eukaryota; Fungi; Ascomycota; Eurotiomycetes; Eurotiales; Aspergillaceae. The record is from RefSeq and is a predicted model, not a curated record. Gene Ontology annotation, molecular function: nucleic acid binding; protein serine/threonine kinase activator activity; zinc ion binding. Gene Ontology annotation, biological process: regulation of cell cycle phase transition; positive regulation of nuclear cell cycle DNA replication. Gene Ontology annotation, cellular component: nucleus; Dbf4-dependent protein kinase complex. The transcript is spliced from 3 exons.
GUUGACGGUGGUGACUUCGACCUGUCUUGCUCUUCUAGACGGCUCUCUUUUCUUUCUCUUAGACUUGACCGGAUUUCUGUUGGUGGGAAGAACAGGUCUGGGGCCUGUCUGUAUCCCUCUCAAGUCACUCUCUUGUGUUUUUCACGUCGCGUGAACAAUGGCUUUUUUUUGAUCCAGCCAUUGUCCUUGGAGACAGACGUGUAGUCCAUCGCGUGCACCGCUUGGACGACUCCUCUGCGGCGGGUGUUUUUCUCUCACUGCCGAUUGCUCGGGAGCAUUUGUUGUAUAUUGUUACUUUAUGGCAGCUGUAUCUGUCCACCCUUCGCCGCAGACGUCCCUUAAUAUGUCGACUCGCCGACCACUCGCCAACGUGCCUAAUGCCACCAAUUCCCCUCACAGGCUGGGCCUCGUGCCUGCCAAACGACCCCGGACCAACACACAGAUCGAUAUCCCUUACGGCCAGCCUCCUCCGAAAAAGCAGAUUGCUGACGCGGCAGAGGAUGACCGGUCCCGCGUGAGCGCGGACUCCAGGCUGUUCUCGCGACGACCAAACAAUGGCCAGCCAAGUGCAUUUGAAAGGAAGCUGGUAGCGGUCAGAGACAAGGAGCGUCAGGCUCAGACUCGGGGGCCGAGACACGACAAGCCGUCUGCUGAGACGAUUGAUUCGAUCAGGCAAUGGCAGAGGCACUACCGGAAGGCCUUUCCACAGUUCGUCUUUUAUUUUGACAGUGUCUCGGAAGAUGUUCGUAGCAAAUGCUCGAGACAGGUCACUGCUUUGGGAGCGCGCGAGGAGAAAUUCUUCUCCCGUCUAGUCACCCACGUCGUCACCUCCCGCCAGAUCCCCCCCGAAAAUGAAUCGACCAGCCCAACGGAAGCGAAUACCGAACCGACAGAACAGGUCACUGUCGAUGGCACUUUACAGACGGUCAACCCGUCCCUACUUGAGAAAAAUGCCGAUACGCACCUCCACAUGUCCCUCAAAAAUGAUGCACGACGCGAGCAGACAUCCAUGGAUGUUUUGCACCGGGCUCGCCGGAUGAAGAUGAAGAUAUGGGCUUUUGAGAAAUUGCAGCGGAUGAUUACCACGAUCAACGAUGGAGAUAUCGGGGGCACCGGGCAAACCGUGCGAAACAAUGUUGCAGGGGGCGGGUAUGUGAGGAACAGGGGCGACAACGACCUUUCACAAGUGCUCCAGAACGAACUUCACGGCUCGUCGGAGCGCAACCCGCACAGUGUCCUGAAGGACCUGGUCAUGUUCAAAGGCCCGUUUGUUUAUGUCCACGAUAUGGAUGAAAAGACGCGUCCUGUCAUGGUUCGGGAUUAUCCUAAAGUCGCCAAACGUCAAGACGGCAUUUGGCCCCAGUUCAGGAGUGCACCGUUAGGGAAGUGCCCGUUUAUCGAGGAGCCCCCUGCCAGGAAGGAUACCGAGCGACAAAGGCCGCGCCAACAAGAACGGGAAAAGAAACCUGUUCCCAAAGCCAUUCCGGCACCGGCCACACAGAAACCCAAAAUCAAGGCACCAAGCGCUCCCCCUCCCCCAGAAGAACGAAGUCUUUGUAAAGAGAUGGACCAUGGCGAUGGUGAGGAACCCGUUACCCAGGCAAACGAACCAGAGGCCCAGGAAAUACCACCACCAAGGAAGGUGUCGCCUAGGAAGAGCUCCGAAAGCUUUGCCCCCCCACCGCUGAACCGCACGGGACCCUUUUACCACGGCCGUGAACCCGCCGCCUCUGGUGUGCAGCCUUCUAACAUCACCUCCGCCAUCCGUUCCCAAAUGGUAUCCUCGACUGCCGCAGCUCCUGGGGCCAAGGCUGGUGUAAGCAAGGAAGUUCAUGAGCUCAAGCGAAAGGUACUAGAAAAGGGCACCGGUGGGUUGUCCACGGGCACUGGGAACCCGAUCAGCCGGGGCGUAGACGCCUCGGGAAUGUUGAAGCUGAAUCGGAGCAACCCUUGGCCGGGCAAAUUCAACCCGCCUGAGAGGCCCGGACAUAUUGCGGAUGACAAGAACCGGUACCCUGCAGGAAAUGAUAGUCUAAGCUGCCGGCCAUCCAUCAAGAGGACAAGCAGCCAAAAGGAGCGAAGAAGGGAUCCCAAGCCCGGAUAUUGCGAGAACUGCAGGGAUAAGUUUGAUGACUUUGACGAGCACGUUGGGACCAGAAAACACCGCAAGUUCGCAGCGAACCCGGGGAAUUGGCAUGAACUGGACGCCUUGCUGUUCGAACUCAAGCGCCGGUGAAGAAUGACCUUGCAGGAUCCUCAUGGUAUUGCACCGAUGGUCAUGAGAGUAACCGGGAAGACGGCUUGAUAUACCCUAGAUGCAUUUGUUAUUAACUUAAUACACACCGUAGGUAUUCUUUGCAGCAUUUUGUCUCAUCACUUCAGCAUCAGCGAAACCGGGCAGUAUCGUUUAUGUUCCGCCGCGAGUUGAACGCGACGGUCCCGUCCCUCUCGGCCG